Molecule: messenger RNA, 8232 nt
Organism: Trichosurus vulpecula (common brushtail)
Lineage: Eukaryota; Metazoa; Chordata; Mammalia; Diprotodontia; Phalangeridae
Gene: IGF1
Product: insulin like growth factor 1
Exons: 5
Coding region: 340-912 (190 amino acids)
Cellular component (GO): extracellular region
Molecular function (GO): hormone activity; growth factor activity
Source: RefSeq, a predicted model, not a curated record
AGGUAUGAUGUUAUUUGUCACCAUGCCCAAAAAAGUCCUUACUUGAUAACUUUGCCAGAAGAGGGAGAGAGAGAGAAGGCAAACGUUCCGCCAGCUGUUUCCUGUCUACAGUGUCUGUGUUUUGUAGAUAAAUGUGAGGAUUUUCUCUAAAUCCCUCUUCUGUUUGCUAAAUCUCACUGUCACUGCUAAAUUCAGAGCGGCUAGAGCCUGCGCAAUGGAAUAAAGUCCUCAAAAUUGAAAUGUGACAUAGCUCUCGACAAAUUCCCCAUCUCUCUGGAUUCCUCUUCUCCCAUUAUUACUGCUCACCAAUUCAUUUUCAGACUUUGCACUUCAGAAGCAAUGGACAAAUUCAACAGUCUUUCAACGCAAUUCUCUAAGUGCUGCCUUUGUGAUUUCUUGAAGGUGAAGAUGCAUACUGUGUCCUCCAUCCAUCUCUUCUACCUGGCCUUGUGUUUGCUCACCUUGACCAGUUCAGCCACCGCGGGGCCGGAGACGCUCUGUGGAGCUGAGCUGGUGGACGCCCUUCAGUUUGUUUGCGGAGAAAGAGGUUUCUACUUCAGCAAGCCCACUGGGUAUGGCUCUAGCAGUCGGCGUUUACACCACACAGGGAUCGUGGAUGAAUGCUGCUUCCGGAGCUGUGAUCUGAGGCGGCUAGAGAUGUACUGUGCGCCAAUUAAGCCAGCCAAGUCAGCUCGCUCGGUGCGUGCCCAACGCCACACCGAUAUGCCUAAAGCCCAAAAGUAUCAGCCCCCAUCCACCAACAAGAGAACGAAGGCUGAGAGGAGGAGGAAAGGAAAUACAUUUGAAGAACGCAAGCAGAGGGAGCUCAGGAAGCAGGAACUACAGAAUGUAAGAACUACCAUCCAAGGGCGAAGAAUGAACAUGCCACCUCUGCAGGAUCCUUCUCUGUAAAUAAGUUAUUUGUUCAACAUUGGAAGACUUUGAAAACAAAAACAAAACACACCGGUUGUUUUAAUAAGCUUGAUGAAAAGGCAAAACAAUGAGCAUUCUCCCAGGGGGGUGGGGGUGGGGGGAGGGGGAUGGAUUGAGCAAACAUUCCAAUGUUAAACCUCUUUAAAAGACUAGUGUCAACUCCUUGCUAAACAUCUUCCCAGAGCUGCUAUGUUGCUCUCUGAUUCUGUAACUUCUCUAUACUAUCCUAUACAAAAGCAAAACAAAAUAUAUUCCCUUCCUUCUCGAAAGCCCACAAGUCCAUGGGCCUCCAUAGAUGCAGUUGCUCAGAAUCGAUCUAUGAACCCUUGGCUGGGAGAGCAACACAUUCACCAGCCUUGUCUAAGUGUGUGUGUGUGUGUGUGUGUGUGUGUGUGUGUGUGUGUGUGUGCCCGUGUUUAAUUUUUAUUUGCACUUCUUUAACAAACAACAGGGCUGUUUGUUUUAAUGGUGUCAGAUAACAGUUGUUUGUCUUCUCCCUUCCCUUCCCAUUCGCACAAAGCAAACACUCUCAGUAGCCGACCCCCAGCAGGAAAGUAACACCACGAGAUUUGCAAACACACACAGCUUCCCAUCUGUGGCACUUGGACCAAAUAUGGGUUGGAUCCAUUUAGUUUAAAGACAAAGGUUUCUUUCCUCACCCCCUACGCCGCCCACCUCUUCCUCCACAAGCAAGUAGGCACAAUUUGCGAAACAAAUUCUGUUGCAGACCCCAGUCUAAAAGCGAGCGCUCAGUGGCUCCUUCUGCAAUCGAGGUAAUUUCUUACUUUUCUUUUUUCCCAUGUAAAAGCAGUAUGUAAAGUUUAGCGUAUCAUUAAUACAGAAUAUUAUCAAAUCGUACGUACAACUCUGUUUUCUAGUACAAUGGUGCUAUUUUGUAGUUCGUUAUAUGAAGGAGUCUGGCCAAAACCGUAACUGGUGAAAGCAAAAUGAAGGAGAGAUGAAGAAAGGGAAAAGGAAUUGAAAAAUCCAUCUGGUUUUGAUGGAAAGCAAACAGCAUGCUUCCUCUCCCCCUCCACAAAAAAAGAAAUUUCUUUCAAAAAUAGAGCUAAAGAUACCAAGAAUGAUUACCUCUUUCUCAAUGAGAGAGUAUUAAAAGAAAACAAUCCAGCAAAUAGUGUCAAGGGCUGGGAGUUAGAAGUCCUCCCUUUCCUUCCUUAAUUUUGGGGACAAAAUUAUCCCUUUCUCACCCCAUCCUCAAACUCUGCUGUGGACUCCACACUGUGUGACCUUGGCCAAGUCACUUCACCACUCUGUGCCUCAGUUUCCUCAUCUGCAAAAUGGGGAGAGUUCUUGUCAUCUACCUACCUCACAGGAGUGGUGUGAGGAUUAAUAAGAAAAGGGUCUAGAUUCUACCACACAAAAAUGAAUUGCUGGAGUGAAAGGAAUCAAUAUCAUAACCAUAGGAUGCAUUCACAAAUUACUCUAAACAUCAACAUGUUAAUAGCUCACCAGGCUUCUCAGAAAUAUUUCAAAGCACAUGGGAUGCAUUAUAUUUGAGGACUGGAUAGAAUUAUGCAUUUUGAUUUCCACACACAAGUAGAAAAAGAGAGAAGAGGAAAAGACGGAGAAAAAGACAGAUUCAGCCUGAUUUCUACCAGUAAAGAGGAAGACAUGGCUUAAAUUUUCAGGAUACAAUGAUUCUUUCAGGCAAACAGCCUCCAUUUAGUAAAUACCUCUCCUGGUGCAUGAAAUGAUCAUCUAGAUUUCUGAAAAUUUUAAUUUGCUCCUUCCUUAUAGGUCCAUGUAUCCCAUGGUUCAAAAUAUUUAAGCAGUGUCUACUAAAAUAAUCACAGAACUACCGCCUUGAAUAAAUUUUCAUCUAACCUCUGACUAAUGCAUCACUAUAUAUGUAUUUUUUUAAAUUCAACUACUUUUCACCAAAUUUGGUACCUAGCAAAUUCUAAAGCAUUUCUUUGAAAUUUUGUUCCAUGGGAAAAAUUCUGUCCAGGAAUCUAUCAUUAAUAUCCUACACUUUCUGGGGUGCCACAGAACUUCUUUCUUAUGAAAGUGGACACUGAGAACAGUCCCACAGAGGCUCAUUUUAGUCUGCUUUCCCCAUUUUAAGCCCUAGGGAUCCUUAAGAAUGUGGCUAUGACAUUCAAGGCUGCUCUGAAGCACAUUGAUUUGGUGGUGUUAGGCCCUGGUCCCACAGUCAGCUGUUUGUUUCCCUAAGUUGCACUCAAGCAUCUCUCCACUGGUCCUUUUCCCCAAUCUCUAAAAACUCUUUGAUUGUAUAUAACAGAGACAUUAAACAGGGGGCUAAGAAACCAGAUGUUAAUUUAGUAGAAUCAAAUCUUUAUUCCCAAGGAAAUCUCAAUCAGCAAGCAUUUAUAAAUCUCCUACUGUGUGCCAGGCACUAUGCUCUUUAAAAAAUUAACUUCUGUUUGAGGUGGGGGAGGAAGAGAAAAAAAUGUCAUAAUGUGAAAAGUCUUGUCAUGCUGCCUCUCUAGCACUAAUGGGGCUUUGUAAAUAUUCCGAGACUCAUCCAAUCUCAGAGUCAGAAGAGAUCUUCAAAGUUUCCUGAGUCUACCCCACUCCCCAGUGUAAGAAUGUCCUCAAUGAUUAAGCACAUGAACUAGCUGACCUUCACAUCUUUUUCCUCCACUUCCAUGAAAAGCACUGAGCUCUCGGGCCUUUCUUACGAAUCUUACUCUUUUUCAUUUGAGGGGCCCAUCUCUCCUUUAUGCACUUAGUACGGUCACAUAAUACUGUAAGAAAGAGAACAUUCUGGCUCCUCAGCUCACUGGGUCACUUCAAUGGAAAAUGGGAAGAGAGCUUUUCAAUCUCUGAGUCCCUUAGUGUCAAUAUACCCUCCCUAAUGGGGGUGGGGGGGAGGUAUUUCAAAUCAAAGGAGAUCAUGUAUAGUAAAGCACUUUGCAAAUACUUUGUAAAGGUCAGUUGUCAAAUACCAAGUGUUGUGUUAAAGAACAGAAAAAUACUGCCCUCCCCAUUUAGAGUUAGAUAACUAGAAGCAAAAAUAGUCACCUCUUGAGCUGAUAUUAGGAUAAGAAUCAAUACUUUAUCUACUCAAUCUGUUGAUUUAGAAAGUUUUCUUUUUAAAAAUAGUCUACAAUAUGUGCUUUUAGGAAUGGGAAGCUGUAAAGAGAAAAAAGGGAAAAAGGAGGAAUGACAGUUUUUUUUUAAUUCCUUGGCAACAGAUUCAAAAUACUUUCUUAAAUCAAUCAAUUGAUUAACAAAAAUAAAUUAAGCUCCUACUAUGUGCCAGGCACCAUGCUUGUUGCUAGUGAUACAAAAACAACGACAUCACAACAAAAAUAAAAUAAUCUCUACUUUCAUGGAGCUUACAUUCUUUAAGGGGAGACAGCAUGUACAUAUCAGUCAAUAAGCAUUUAUUAUGCACCUAUUUGUGUGCCAGGGAUUGGAGAGACAAAGACACACAUGCAAAAAGAAACCAUACUACAUAUCUAAUACAAUGUCAUUUUGUAUUGUGGAUAGUGUCAAUCUAUUUCCAGUCAAGAAGCUUUUGUUGAGUUUUGUAUUCAAAACUGUCCUCGCCUGCACAAGAGGCUGCAAAAAAGAUUAAUCUUGGCCAUUGAGAAAGUAGUGAUAGACACUGUAGCUGGCCAACACUCCCUUCCUAAAGAGGCUACCCUGGUAGCUCUUUUAGUAGUGGCAUUAGUUUAAAUUCCCCAGCCUCCAGCAUAACUUCCAAGGGGCCUUUCCUGGGCCCCCUGACCCAGAAUGGUGCAGGAUACUCUGGAUGUUAGCUAGACCCCAGCUACUGGUCUCUUUGUUUUCUCUACUAAUUUUAUACUGGAAAAGGAAAAGAAUUAUCACCACCACAAGAAGAGAUUGUCCAAAGCAAAAGAGCCCACUGCUUUGGUCAGUGCAGUGCAAUAAAAGCUCUGGGUUUAAAUCCCAACUCUGCCAAUUACUACUUGUGUGUCUUUGGGUCUCAAUUUCUGCAUCUAUAUAAUAAGAUUGAACUAGAUGACUGCUAUGGUCUAUGACAAAUCAACAAGUUCUUAUUAAGGGCCUGUGAUGCACAAGGCACUCUCCUAGGUGCUGAUAAUACAACCACAAAAAAUAGGACUGCUCCUGCCUGGAAGGAGCUCAUAUUUUACUACAAUCCCAUCCUUUAACCAUUAUCAAAAGAAGGGAUUCUGAUGAACAGUCAAGCUUGGUAGCAAACAGACUAGGUGUGGUCCUCUUUCCCAUCAAAAUUUCCCUCUCCCGUGGAUACAGAAAAACUACUUACACUUACCAGUCUAGAAUACAUGCUAGAGGAUUCAUGGUGGCAUGGUGGCAUUCUGAGCAGAAAUCAAAUUCCUGAUCAGUUUCUGAAAAUUUUUUAAAAAUAAAAUAAAAUCCUAGGCAGGAGCCAUUUCCAAACUGCCCCUGCCCUUGAGGGGUUAGUUUGUUGGUAUGUAGGAAGUCCCCUAUGCCAGAUGGCUCGAGGGUCUCCAUCAUGAACAAAUACAUUUCCUAGGAGGCUUCUAGAGGAGUAUAUAGCAGUCCAUCUUGCUUUCCUGUUUACGGAUUUGGCCAGCAAUGCCAAAGUGGUGCUAUUGUUUGUUUAAGAAAGUACUUGACUAAAACACAAAAGAAAGCAUAGAAAUAUUUUUUUAAAGUAUUGAAAAAAACCAAUGAUUCUAUAGAUGUAAGGCUUAUUGAAAUAGAAUUAGGUCUAGCCAUCACCUUUCACCUUUUUUUUUACUCACUCACAAGUAGCAAAGCCUCCAAAUGGUUAACUUGGGGGCAGGGGUAGAAGUUGGACAUUAAGGUCAGCAUAGGCCCUCCAUGACUUUGUAAGCUCUUGAACUUGGAAAACUCAUGAGGAUAUUAAUGGAACUGAAUACCUUGGUUCAAGGCACAAACAUAAGUGAAGGACAGCAUUUCUAAGUGAAUGGCAGAGCUCAAAUAGAGGUGCAGUCAAGGGUUGGUUGCCCUGUUGUCUGCUCCCAGGGCAGAAAGUCAAAAGAAAGGAGCAAAUGAGGGGUGUGGGUGGGGAUGUGCAGUCACUGCUAAGAAUAUUUUCUCCCCUUUCUCCCUAUGACAUUCUUCAGCACUUCCUCAUUCAUGGAAGAUGUUCACCCUUCAUUUAAACAUCUCAGUGAGCAUUUAGCCCUUACUCAUAUAGAAAGCAAAGUUUUUUAUCUUUGCAAGGAGCCAUGCCAUAUAGCAUUUCCAAUGUGAGACAUAGGUUAUCUACUGAUAAAGGUAAAAAAGAGGACAACUUAUGAGAAAGAGUUGAAAGAUAUGGCUAACAAUCUGUGAAGUUUUUUUUUAAACUUUAUAUUGUCUUUAUGAUUAUCUUAACGUGCAAAAAUGACUCAGUUCUUCUUUCUGUCAUUUUUUUCCUUUUUUUGGAAUAAGGGGUAAUAAGUUAAAACCCAAAUAGUCUUUGAAACAAUAGGCUAGUUAGGAAAAAAUGUAUGUUUGACUUAAUGAAGUAAUAAUCAGUCUAUUUAAGAUAGUUUGCAUUUAUUUUUUAGUAUUAAAGGAAUUGUACUAAUUUAUUUGAGAGGUACUUGCUAUGGUUGGCUCUCUAUGAGAACACUGCUUCCCACCCAAAGCAAGCUCAAAAAGUGCCACACCUUCUUCCCAGUCUUCCCACUGGCAAAUCUGUUCAGCACCAUUGAUAUCAAAUUUCAGCCAUUACAUUUCUUCCAUCCUCCUCACCCUACCAACCACACACAUACCUAUAGUGACAAAGCCCAGAUCAUGCCUCAGUGAAACUGACCACAAAUGAUGUGAUUUCAUUAAGAAAAAGCUAAAAGGAAAGCUGUUAAGGUUUGUGUUCUUGUUUGUUUGUUUGUUUGCUUUUACCAAUGCUAAUAUUUAAUCCUAUAGUAUACACUUUGCUUGUCAUUAUUUUACUUUUUUAAAAAGAAGCUUUCCUUUCCAAAGUUAGAACCUGACAAAUAUCAGUCUUUUCUUUGUGAUUCCUACCCCCCCCACCCCAAAGAAAUGAUGGGAAGAAUGGAUGGUGUUCUGGCAUAUCAUGCAGAGUAGAAAGAUUUCCAUCUGACAGUGAACAAGAUAACCAAGAAACCUCAUUUUGAAAGCACAGAGGAUUGGAUUUGGUUUCCAUCUGUUUCUUUUUCUAUUGUCUUUUUUUUCCCUUCCAGUUAACAUGUUGGUGGUAUUUGGAAAGGUAGGGGCAGAUGAUUCUAGAAGUGUUGAGCUGGAAGGGACCAGUUUGAAUCACCAGCUGAACCUUUUCUUUGUAUCUGCUCCUUUUUCAUACAUUACUACAAACGAGUCACAAGCGUGAGCGGAUGCUCUCCUUCCAUUCUUCCUUGGUCCUUAUUAUGUUCUUUCUGCAAAGGGAAAGAGAAUCUACUUUUUUAAAAUACUCUCCCUGUGUUAUGACAAGAGGAAGACAGAAGAGCAAAUGUCCCCAUUCCCUGAUAAUAAAAGAAACUAAAGACCUUAAGUCUUUGUUAGAGGAUGUCAACUGAAUCCCAUCUGCCACUUUGUGUAUGGCAGUCCAUCAUUGUUUGACCCAGAAUGUCUUUUGGUUGUGUAGGCCCAAAUCAUAUAUGAAAAUAAUUAUUUGUCUUUGGCCCAAAAUGCACUGACCUUGAAGUUAGGAACUAUCUCUUCCCAAGACCCACCUGACAGCUUGAUUCUAUUAAUCUUUCUUUUCAUCUUAUUUUGCUCUGCCAUCUCUGGUCACUCUUAAAAUAAAUACAUCUGCUGCUAAUCACCCAGCAGGAGUGCCUCUCAAACCCAACCUAUUUACCAGCCAUUUUUUGCUAUAUCUCAUUAUAACUCCUAUUCAGAGUAAGAUUAGCAAAAGUUUUCCAAUGUCAUUUACCAUGUAUCCAGUUUACACAAGGGCUCCAAGCACUAUACAAGAUCCUCUUUGGAUAAAGAGAGUUAAUGAAGUAUGAGGACUAUGGUUCUAUCUAGCAUUUUGCUUCAUUAUAUUUUUAUCACUUUUAUAAGGCCAAAUGUGCUAAACAGACCCCCUGGCACUGAACCCAUACCUUCCCUGCUACUUUGUAACCUGAAAAUGGCAAUCGGUAGUUCAUUAUGAUAUGUCUUAGCUAAAAAAAAAGCAUAUUUUUCAAGAAAUUAAUCCUGAUUGUAUUUGAAAUUAUUAUUCAGUUCAUUUAUGGUGAAGGAAUAUUGAUCCUGAUGACUUCUAAAAAUGUAACUAACUGAAUCAUUAUCUUUCAUUUACUGUUGUAAUAAGCAUAUUUGGAAAAUGUACGGCUAGAGAGUCAUAAUAAAGUGAUAUUAUCUUCCUUUUCUUUAGUAAUUACAUUAAAAUUAAUCAUGUUUGAUUAAUCAGUCUGUUUUGGAUAA